CAGUGCACAAGAAAUGGAUGUGCAGAAAACGGUGGACAAAAAACGCGAGCUGGCAGGAAAGACAUCUGUGGCGGAAUGAUCAUCUGCCGAGUCAGUGACAUCCAGUUAAUAAGCCUGUGCACUGUGAAGUGAGAUGUGUUGCUUCUACACCAAAAUUGCGUGGACACUCAUCAUUAAUUUAAUUACACGCCGCGAGAGAUCAUCAGCGGAAUCGGUGGUCUUUGAAUUGAUGCCCGUGGUGGAGGCGAAACCCUACUUCCGCCUCGUGGACCGAGAGAGUGCUGAGGAUUUGCUGAAAGGGGGCCCCGAUGGAGCCUGUCUGGUGCGCCCCUUCAAGGAGAAGGACGAGUCCAUUAAGUACGUGCUCUCCGUGUAUGCACAGGAGAAGUUCUUCCAUCUGCACCUCCGCCAGACGCCGGACGGCGGAUUCGUGGUGGGUCUAGAGAAGGCCAUAGAGAAGGAGUUCCCAUCACCCAUCCACUGUGUGGAUUACUAUAGACACCACAAUCUGCGCUGCAUCAACAGUUCGGGCAAUGUUGUGGUAACAUUGAAACCCAUAUCUGAAUGAAAGGCGAUGCAUUUAUUUACAGAUAGGCAAUUCCAUUGUGUUAGUGGGAUAAUAAAUAUAAUUAUGUGAUU
Messenger RNA from Phlebotomus argentipes, 639 nucleotides. RefSeq lists its product as uncharacterized. NCBI's taxonomy places the organism in Eukaryota, Metazoa, Arthropoda, Insecta, Diptera, Psychodidae. The record is from RefSeq and is a predicted model, not a curated record. The transcript has 2 exons. Bases 134 to 568 code for a protein of 144 amino acids. Gene Ontology annotation, biological process: cell surface receptor protein tyrosine kinase signaling pathway; intracellular signal transduction.